This is a messenger RNA of Trichoplax adhaerens, 1200 nucleotides long. RefSeq lists its product as uncharacterized. The record is from RefSeq and is a predicted model, not a curated record. Gene Ontology annotation, molecular function: scavenger receptor activity. The coding region runs from base 1 to 1200 and encodes 399 amino acids. NCBI's taxonomy places the organism in Eukaryota, Metazoa, Placozoa, Uniplacotomia, Trichoplacea, Trichoplacidae. The transcript is spliced from 5 exons.
AUGGCUAAGAUCCUUAUUAGUUUAACAAUUUUAUUUCUAUGCAUAGCUGUAGUACAAUGUAAAAGUUAUUAUGGCUAUGGAAAUGGCAAUGGAUUAUCAAUUUAUAACGAUGGAUAUUUUAGUCAAGAUAGUCAAAAUGGUAACGAUAAUGACUUCGACAACUGCAACUGCCAAAAUGGGGGAUUUUGUAGUAAUGGAAGAUGUGAUUGUCCCGCUGGUUACAUCGGUGUCCGUUGUGAAAAUAAAUGCUCUAAUGGAUUUUUUGGCAAAGGUUGUCGUCAAGCCUGCCAGUGCUUUAAUAAGGCCGAAUGUGAUGCAGUCACUGGGGUAUGCGAGUGUUCUUCUGGCUUCACUGGAAUUGCAUGUGGAAUUGGCUGCUCUGGUCGUUCGUUUGGUGAUCAAUGUCGUAGUUCCUGCCCUUGUGCUAAUAAUGCUUUAUGUAAUGCUAUUACUGGAGAUUGUGAUUGUUCAACUAUCGCUGGCUACCAUGGAACAGACUGCAGUCAGCGAUGCGAUCCUGAACGAUGGGGUCCUGGAUGCAGCAAUAGUUGCCCAGAUUGCCAAAAUGACGGCUCUUGUGAUCCAGAAACUGGUCGAUGUAUUUGCAAAGAUGGUUAUAUCGGUACUGUAUGUGAACAGCAAUGCCCUAAAGGACGCUUUGGACGUGACUGUUUGCAAAUUUGCGACUGCAACACAAAUGGUAACGGAGAUGUUAUCGAGUGUGAUCAUGUUACUGGGACUUGUGACUGUCCACCUGGUUUAACUGGUCCAAAAUGUUCGAGAAAUUGUGGCUUGAAUAGAUACGGUCUUAAUUGUCAGUCAAUAUGUAAAUGUGAUGUUGGGCGUGGCGAUUUCUGCAAUCCAACUGAUGGUCUAUGCAAAUGUAGAGCUGGAUACAUGGGAGCUAAUUGCAAUACACCAUGCUCGAAGGGUAACUUUGGGCCGGACUGCGAAUUCCGCUGUAGUUGCAAACAUGGUGAUUGCAAUGCUCAGACUGGCGAAUGCAAAUGCCGAAACGGUUUCACUGGUCCGACCUGUUCAGAUCGGAACAGAGGAAGAUUCGGUGGGUUUUCGCAAUUUAAAGGACUACCUUUCGGCGAUUUUUACUCACACGGCAAUUUAGGUCAUCAUAGUUUUUCUCGGUUGAAUCGUGGGAAGAAGAUUAAAAUAAUUAAGAGUGGAAAAGUCUACAAAUACUAA